GCGCCGCGGCGGCGGCGGCGGCGGCAGCAGCGGAGCAGAAGGGAACCGGACCGGAAGGGUCGCAGCGCCCCGCGCCCCUCACACCCACUGCGGCGGCGACGGGGCGGAGCAGAGCGGGGCGGGACGACCGGGUCUGGGUCGUGGAGCUGGGAGCCGCCAGAACGCAUCGCCGCCAGCGUGUCCUCCCUCUGCCUCCGGCGCGGCGGCGCGGAGCCGAGGGAUCUGACAAAGGUAGCAGCUCUAGGGAUCCUGUAUGACACUACAUCAUGAGUGACAGUAAAAGCGAUGGCCAAUUUUACAGUGUGCAAGUGGCGGACUCAACUUUCACUGUUCUAAAACGUUACCAGCAACUGAAACCUAUUGGCUCUGGAGCCCAAGGAAUUGUUUGUGCUGCUUUUGAUACAGUUCUUGGGAUAAAUGUGGCUGUUAAGAAGUUAAGUCGUCCUUUUCAGAACCAAACGCACGCAAAGAGAGCCUACCGUGAACUCGUCCUCUUAAAGUGUGUCAAUCAUAAAAACAUAAUUAGCUUGUUAAAUGUAUUCACACCACAGAAAACACUAGAAGAAUUUCAAGAUGUGUACUUGGUUAUGGAAUUAAUGGAUGCUAACUUAUGUCAGGUUAUUCAUAUGGAGCUGGACCAUGAAAGAAUGUCAUACCUUCUCUACCAGAUGCUUUGUGGCAUUAAGCAUCUGCAUUCAGCUGGUAUAAUUCAUAGAGAUCUGAAGCCUAGCAACAUUGUAGUAAAAUCAGACUGUACCCUCAAGAUCCUCGACUUUGGCUUGGCACGGACAGCCUGUACCAACUUUAUGAUGACUCCCUAUGUGGUAACUCGCUACUAUCGGGCUCCAGAAGUCAUCCUGGGCAUGGGCUACAAAGAGAAUGUGGACAUCUGGUCUGUCGGGUGCAUCAUGGCAGAAAUGGUCCUCCAUAAAGUCCUGUUCCCAGGAAGAGACUAUAUUGAUCAAUGGAAUAAAGUUAUUGAACAGCUAGGAACACCAUCCGCGGAGUUUAUGAAGAAACUUCAGCCAACUGUAAGGAAUUAUGUGGAAAACAGACCAAAGUACCCUGGAAUCAAAUUUGAAGAGCUCUUUCCAGAUUGGAUAUUUCCGUCAGAGUCUGAGCGAGACAAAAUAAAAACAAGUCAAGCCAGAGAUCUGUUAUCGAAAAUGUUAGUGAUUGACCCAGACAAGCGGAUCUCUGUGGAUGAAGCCUUGCGCCACCCGUAUAUUACUGUUUGGUAUGACCCUGCUGAAGCAGAAGCGCCACCACCUCAAAUUUAUGAUGCCCAGUUGGAAGAAAGAGAGCAUGCGAUUGAAGAGUGGAAAGAACUAAUUUACAAAGAAGUGAUGGACUGGGAAGAAAGAAGCAAGAAUGGGGUAAAAGACCAGCCUUCAGCACAGAUGCAGCAGUAAGUAGCAAGGCUACUCCUUCUCAGUCGUCAUCCAUCAAUGACAUCUCAUCCAUGUCCACUGAGCACACCCUGGCCUCAGACACAGACAGCAGUCUCGAUGCCUCAACAGGACCCCUGGAAGGCUGCCGAUGAUACGUUGGAGACAGCGCACUUGUCUGUGAAGGAACUCUUGCUUCCAUGGCCCUGAGCACAUGGGAGCUGAUGGAACCAAAUCGAAAAUCUCCAUGUUCUGCAUGUAAGAAACACGAUGCCUUGCCCUGCUCAGUUCCAAUAGGAUUGCCUGCUUAGACUAUGAGAUGAGGCAGACUAUGUCUGAAGACAAAGUACAAACCACACUGUUAGAAAUUUUGUUCAAGAUCAUUUCAGGUGAGCAAUUAGAAUAGCUGAAUUUCUUUUCCAGUUGUGUGGUGUCUGUGGUGACAGCUCAUGUGUAACGUGGGGACUCGUAUGCAUGUGACCACAAAUGCUUGCUUGAACUUGCCCAUGUAGCACUUUGGGAAUCAGUAUUUAAAUGCCAAAUAAUCUUCCAGGUAGUUCUGCUUCUAGAAUAAUCUCUUAAUCCUCUUUAGUAAUUUGGUGUCUGUCCAUAAAAGAAUAGAUUAUGUGUAUUAAUUGGCCACCGUCAUAUUAUCAUAUCUUACCCACUUUAUGGUAUGAUUUAUUCUAUCUUUUGUAUUUCAGAAGGAAUAUAAUUAAAUUUAUUUAAUAAAUAAAAAUACAGCUUUUCAUAAAUUUGUGGUGUUUUAGGCUGAGAAUUACCACUGCUUUCUAUAGACACUCUGUGCCCUUUAAACUGCCCACUGUGGGAUACUUUACGUACAGCUUUCUGCAUGACAAAGUUCCCAGUAAUAUUUCAUGCUGCUUAAGACAUACGUCACCUUAAAUCCUGCCCACACAUUUCCUUUUUUCUUGAUCCUUUGAAUGUGGAUCUAGAAUCCUCCACAGAACUUCACCUUCUUUAUCACAAAGCACCCCAUCUCAACAGAAUGAAGUGGCAGAUUCCUGAACCUACUGCUUAAUGUUGGCAUAGAGCUGACAGAGUGGCUUCCCCAGAAGGGUCAUUGAACAGUGCCUCCUUCCCUGAGCCCACCCAUCCUUUGCUCCCCUCUCCUGUGAGACCCUGUGAUUGGCUCUCACAGCCUUUCCUUCUGCAGCUUUACCUCCUAGCUUGUCUUUCUCACUGACAGAAGCCACUACGUCCAGCUAGACAGAGCACGUGACCUCUUAGGAGACUGCGUUCACUUACGGUGCCUGUUUGCUGCUCUUUUUCCAUUUUGUGGAGGCAUUUCCUGUUUCUAAGGGAAUUCCUCAAAUGUUCUAGAAACACUCAGAAGAACACAGAAGAAAUAUUCUAGAGAGUAGGAAUUCAUUCUUGAAUAUUUUCUGAUUUAAAACUGCUCACCUGAAAUUGAUACUUUCAGACCCUGAUCUGUAAAUUACUCAGGAUUUGAUAAGAUGCUGAGUUCUCUGUGUUGUUGCAGAAAUGGAGCGGAGAUGGUCAUACCAUGGCUACCUGCGCUCAGAGCAUUUUCUCCCUCGAGCUUAUUUUGUUAACAAUUCAUAUCUUGUGUUCAGUUACUUUGGGAGCUAUGGAGUGUGUUCUAGGAAGAAAUUUGAUAAGAACUUAUAUGAAAAGUACCAUCUAAUACGUGAUUCUGUCUGCACCAGUUGUAUCCUAAUGGUUGGUCUGAUCAUUGGAACCUUUAAUGAACAACAUUAAACUGAAAUAAGGGUUAGUUUUAGAUCAUGUAUGUACACUUUCAGGUACAAAGUGGAAAUGCUAGUAUGGGUGGGGGCAGAGACACCUGUCUAUGACUUCGGUUAUUGGGCCCUGGGAGCCUGAAGUCCCACAGUGUAUAGAGUCAACAUCAUACUGUGCUCUUCCUGCUGGUGCACAUUCUUUAAAUGAUUUCCCUGAAACUUAAGGAGGAAACACAGAAAGGAGCUGCAUUAUCUGCCCUACACUGUAAGGGGAGCAUGCUAUGAUUGAGACUGCUGUGAGUGGAUCCAGUGCCCCCAAAGAGUGGCUUUCUCUCUCCCCUUACUCUGCAUAUCCAUUGAGUCUUGUGGAUGGAGCCUGUGCUGGUGUGGACAGGGUCUCAUGCCAAGACCCUCUUCCAUCAGGCAAGUGCACCUAUGACCGGCCAGAAAUACCUCACCCCAGUUUCAGGGUCCUCCCUCCUGAGCCUAGAUUUGCCAGGGUCCUGGGACAAUGCAAAUGGUUUUGAACUGACCUCUGUAGGCAAAUGCCGAUGUUGGAUGAAGAACUGAAAAAUGUGCUCAACUUUUUCAUCUUUUCUAUUUUAUUUUUGUAAUUUAUAUUGUACACACCCUGGAAGUCACUAUUUUGGACAUGUAUUUUUAUAAACCGGGUAACUAAUGAUUAUCUGGAAUUUGCACUAGGUUAGUUUUUGUUGUUGUUGGCUUAAUUUUCAGCCAAAAGUGGAAUGACUGCCCCUUCCAGGUCUGAGUUUCAAGCGCAGGUCUGGAGGGCAGACACGUGCAGCCAGGGUAGGAGAGCGGCCUCAGAACAUGGACUGCAUAGUGCCUCAAGCAUUGGGCCUACAGUCAAAACCAGGCUGUGCUCUUAUCUUUAGAACACAAAGACCAGACCCCUGGUGUUAGAAGGAGAAAGCCCUCCAUUGGCCCUUGCUGACAGUCAGGGCCUGCAUCUAAAGCAAAAAACCCAACACUGGUUUCAUCUGGGCUGAGUGAUGUGUGAGUCUGUCUGCUAUGACUUCUCCAAUGUCUCAUGCUGGUAGUCAGUACAGGUGUGACCUUUCAGAUUGCGUAUCUCAAAAGUAACAUUGCCUAAUGUUUUAUAAUAAAAUAUAUUAUGUGUUUUAAUUGGUGGAAAAUAAUACAAACUACAUUUUAAAAGAGAAAAUGUACAGCAUGUCCAAUUCCUGUGUGUUUCAAAGUGACAAUUGACUGACUGUAUCUCUCCACAUCACCAUUUUGAUUACAAACCUAACACGAAUAGAUGUUGAAGUGUCAUAAUUUCAGACAUUCGGAAGUGUUUUCAAACCCAAAGUAGGAGUGCUGCUGUUAGUUCUAAUCUCUGCAUCUGUUUUCAAAACAAUGGCAGUAGGUUUUGACUUUAAAAAAUUGUACAAUGUGGUUGGAAUAUUGGUGAUGUUGUAUUCUCACAAGAUGUAACCAGGAGAACCUGCCAAGCUGUCUCUAUGUAUACGUCUAAAAGCUGUUAAUGGUG
This is a messenger RNA of Mastomys coucha (southern multimammate mouse), 4625 nucleotides long. RefSeq names its product mitogen-activated protein kinase 9 (gene Mapk9). The record is from RefSeq and is a predicted model, not a curated record. The transcript has 12 exons. Lineage: Eukaryota; Metazoa; Chordata; Mammalia; Rodentia; Muridae. Gene Ontology annotation, biological process: JNK cascade; protein phosphorylation. Gene Ontology annotation, molecular function: ATP binding; JUN kinase activity. Gene Ontology annotation, cellular component: nucleus; cytoplasm. Bases 267 to 1412 code for a protein of 381 amino acids.